Messenger RNA from Oreochromis niloticus (Nile tilapia), 4571 nucleotides. It is a transcript of the gene rxfp2a, whose product is annotated as relaxin family peptide receptor 2a. Gene Ontology annotation, cellular component: plasma membrane. The transcript is spliced from 20 exons. Gene Ontology annotation, biological process: adenylate cyclase-activating G protein-coupled receptor signaling pathway; hormone-mediated signaling pathway; activation of adenylate cyclase activity. The coding region runs from base 278 to 2518 and encodes 746 amino acids. The record is from RefSeq and is a predicted model, not a curated record. Lineage: Eukaryota; Metazoa; Chordata; Actinopteri; Cichliformes; Cichlidae. Gene Ontology annotation, molecular function: protein binding; G protein-coupled peptide receptor activity.
GAUCUCCACUGAGCUCCGGGAAGUCCACAGUGGUGUCGGGAUGUAUUUAAGCACCAUCUCGGUUUAACUUUGCGCGGUACAUGCUUAACCCGAUAGUAAUCCAACAUUUUGAGGGGUUUGUGUUUUUUCUAAAUUCCACAUGUCGGACAUGCUCUGAGACACUGGUCGGACUCGGACUUUACUCCUGUGUUGUAUUUGGCGACCUGCAGGUUAUUUUAUUUGGUCUGAGCAUCGCCGCCGGAGCGCAGCGGGAGCAGGACAGCCUCACAGCCUCAGGAUGAAUGUACCUGCCGUCAUGUUGCUCAUCCACUUGACCCACAGUCAUUUGAAAGCUCUGGAGACCAGCGGGGUGGAAGGAGGGGUUAGAUGCCCUCUUGGCCAAUUCCCAUGUGGAAACAUGAGUGAGUGCCUCCCUCAAGUUUUGCAGUGUAAUGGACACAAAGACUGUCCCAAUGGAGCUGAUGAGAGACAGUGUGGGGACAACAUCGGAUGGGCAGAUUUAUUUGCCCGCACACUACAGAAGACUAACCCUGUGGACCAGUACUUCCUCAAUGAGUGUUUAUUGCAGGAGUUUCCAGAGAGCUGUGACUGCAUACAGACGGAUGUUGAGUGCGUGGAGGUCAGCCUGCAGGAUGUUCCGUCGCUCUCGCCAAAUGUUACCUGGCUGUCCCUGAGGAGCAAUGAGAUCCGCGUGUUGUCCGAUUUUGUUUUCUCACAAUACUCUGCCCUGGAGAGACUGUUUCUGCAGAACAACAGCCUCCACUUCAUAUCUAAGCAUGCAUUCAGCGGUCUGCACAGUCUAAAGAGGUUGUUUCUCAGUGAGAACUUAAUCUCCUUCCUCAGUCCUGGUGUGUUCAGGGAUCUAAAUCAAUUGGAGUGGCUGAUGUUGGACCAUAACCCGCUAAGCAGCUUGUCCCAGGACACCUUCACUGGGCUCCAGUCUCUCAUGUAUUUGUCCAUGGUGAACACUUCACUGCAGCAGCUUCCUCAUCCAAGCUUCUGUCAACACAUGCCUGCCUUGGACUGGCUGGAUCUUGAGGGAAACCAGAUUCAAACUCUUAACUACUCUAUCUUAAAGACAUGCAGCAAGCUUGAAGUUUUGUUACUGAUGGACAACAGGAUUAGGACAAUUCCCGAAAACACCUUCCAGUCUCUGUGGAAGGUGGCUGAACUGGAUCUGUCUAGGAACAGGAUUAGGGAGCUGCCAAAAAACACCUUCAAGAGUCUCUCCAAAUCCCUCCUUAAACUAAAUAUCUCCCAUAAUCCUCUCCUCCGCAUUCAUCCAAGCCAUUUCCACCACCUGACACAUCUUCAGUCUCUAGCGCUGGAGGGAAUUGAGAUCUCAGAUAUUCAGACUAAGGUGUUUCUUCCCAUGAAGAACCUCUCCCACAUCUAUUUCAAGAAGUUUCAGUACUGUUCCUAUGCACCUCAUGUGAGGUCCUGUAAACCCAACACAGAUGGCAUCUCUUCUUUUGAGGACCUCCUGGCUAACAUGGUGCUGCGGGUGUCUGUCUGGGUCAUGGCCUUCAUCACCUGCUUCGGUAACCUGUUUGUCAUCGGCAUGAGGUCGCUGAUUCGUGCUGAGAACAACCUGCAUGCUGCCUGCAUCAAAGUUCUCUGCUGUGCUGACUGCCUCAUGGGCGUGUACCUGUUUUUCGUUGGCGUAUCUGAUGUAAAAUUCCGUGGUCAGUACAACCGUUACGCCCUGCUGUGGAUGGAAAGUGCGGAGUGUCGGACCAUCGGAUUCCUGGCCAUGCUCUCCUCAGAGGUGUCUGUUCUCCUCCUGACCUACCUGACUCUGGAGAAGUUCCUUGUCAUUGUUUUCCCUUUUAGCAAUUUGCGCCCAGGCAAAUUUCAGACAGGGGUGGUCCUGGCUUCGAUCUGGUUGCUGGGGUUUAUUAUUGCAGCCGUGCCCCUAAUGAAUGAGGACGUCUUUGGGAACUACUACGGACGUAAUGGGGUCUGCUUUCCCCUGCACUCUGACAGGCAAGAAAAACCUACUGCCAAAGGAUAUUCCACAGGGAUUUUUCUGGGUCUAAACCUGGUGGCUUUCCUGGUGAUUGUAUUCUCCUACUCCAGUAUGUUCUGCUCCAUCUAUAAAACCGGCAUCAAUGCCACCGACCUGAGGAGCAGGCUGCACAGAGAUGUGGCUGUGGCCAACAGGUUUUUCUUCAUAGUGUUCUCUGAUGCCCUCUGCUGGAUUCCUAUAUUUUUGGUGAAAGUCCUCUCGCUGCUGGAGGUGGAGAUACCAGGCACUAUCUCCAGCUGGGUUGUCAUCUUCAUCCUUCCCAUCAACAGUGCCUUGAACCCCAUCCUGUACACCUUGACCACCAGCUUCUUCCGAGAGCAGGUGGAAGUUUUACUCUGUCACUGGCAGAGGAGACAUACAUUGAAGAAAGACCGCAAAAGCCUUACCUCGUCCACAAUCUUUAUGGAGACGUCACGGGGUCUGUGCUACCAGCCACCCGUUUACCUCAAGAAGGUGUCACUUAUAAGCGCAGAUCCUCGCUAUGCCUGAUGGUGUAUUUGUAGAGAUACCGCAUUUUGUAAGCUACUAGUCCUUUUUUAUUGUUUUACUCCAUCUUUAAGAACAAAGCGUGCUUCAACAGACUUUUGCUUGGAAAUAAUUAGCAGUCACUGUGCUGUCUCAUCAUGCUGUGACAUUUAUAAACUGUGAUGACAACCCCAGAAACACACGCCAACCCCCCUCAACAGAUGACUUUCUCAUCAUCCCAUUCAAGCUACUUGUUGACUUUAUAUGUGCAAUGAAAUUUGAAAUGAAACCAUUUCCAUUUAUUCACUCACUUCCUUCCUUCCUUCUUCAUAAGGUGAUACAAGUACAUCCUGGAGAGUCAUGUAGAGGCAGACAUUCACCAAUGUUCACAUUCACACCCACAUCCAGGGUAGAAUCACCAAAUAUCCUAACAUGAAUAUAUUUGGACAUAAAUACAAAUAGAACCCAAAGAGAGCCCAUGCAGGCCAGACCUUUUUGCUUUGAGGCAAAAGACCUAACCACUGUAGCACUUUACCAGCCAGCCUCGCCUCUGUCAGUGCGCCCCAGGGUGGCUGUGGCUACAGCGUAGCUUGCCAUCACCAGUGUGUGAAUGUGUGUCCAAUCAUAAUUUAGAAAAUAUACUGUUAAUGUCAAGCCAUCCUGAGGAUGACACAGGCCUUAAAACGGGUGUCAAACAUAGGGCCCAGGGGCUAGAAUUGGCCAGGCAAAAACUCCAAUCCCAUUGGACUGCUUUGGGAAAAUUGAAGGAGAUCAUAAAUCUUGGACUUCUUACUGUACUUUUGUAAGUUUUACAGCUUUUUUCUACUGAUAAAGACCCCACUCCCCACCUCCUCCCAGUGAAAACAGAACUUUUCCUGGAAAUUUCCUGGAAAUUAACAUUAAUCUUUUUUUAAUGAUAGGACAGUCUGGGCAAUAAGCUACCAAAACUUUUUAUGUAAUUUUACACAUUUAUUUCUGACUAUCGAAGCCCAAAAAGUCAUUCUGACAUAUUUCUUUUAUUUAUUUAGAGCAGCAUUUCUUUAUCACGUAGAAAGAGAUGUCCAAUUUAAAUGGCACUUCUUAUUAAUCUGUUAAGAUAUAGGAGGGAUUAAAUGUGCAGUUAACUUCUUUAAACCAAUAGAAAAGCGAGUUUCAGUUAAGAUGAAAGUGAGUUAUAUGUAGCCCAUGAUGUAAAAUGACAUCUCUGCCUUAAGUCUAUCAAGAAAAGUGUUCUUUGAGUCCUGUAAAAUACACACAUAGAUCCUAAUCCAUCACUGUGGUGAACUUUUUAUGAAGUUUAGAAGCUGUGGGACAAACACAGAGAGACUGACAAAUACCAGUGGCACAAUAUUAAUGAAUAACAUAUUUUUAUAUACAGAGCUAUUCAGUUAAUCUCUCCUUACCUACUGGUUUCGUUUUCUUCUUGCCCUUGCCCAAGCAGUUUGCCCUUUAAUUCCUCCAUCCCUCCAUCCCCAUCAGGGUGUUUAUCAGCUUGUUUAACUUUCCUCAUAAUUCUUGCUUUCAUGUCAUAUUCUUCCAUUUACAUGUACUGUAUCUGCUUUGACUUUACUAAUGUUUAAACUGAACCAAUAUGCUGCAGGCUCUUUGUGCCAUAGUCAUGCUGUUUAAGACGACUGCUCUGAGCUCCUCAUUUGACUGACUACAACUGGAUGAAAGCAUUUUGUACAUGCAUGUCAUAUUACAUGUAAUUAACGAACUGACAAAUGAGGAGACUGAAUUGUGACACUCUGAACAUCUGCACAUGAGAUGUUGGAGCUGGACUUUUCCAGCUUUCUUUCAUGUUUUGAUGACUCAGAUUUUUUUCUAUACCAGUGCACCAAUGUACCUUUAAAUAGCUGCUUUAACUUAGUGACAAUCAUUAAACGUGGAGGAGUUUAGACACUGAGGACAUGAAAAGGAAAGCUGGACAGAUGAAUAAAAAUGGUUGUCUAAUGCUUGCAUACAUUUCUCAUUAAUAUGCCAAGCAAUGGGAUCCCAACAAGGCCCUUAUUUCCUGUUAUGCUGUAUUGAUGUGCAUAUGUUUAUGUUUAGUGUAUAAAAUUCGGUACGGAUCCUC